CAGGAAGCAGCGGCAGAAGCUGUGUGGAUGACACCAGGCUAGGCCCAGCCGUCUCGCCUUCCCUGCUGGGAUUCUGGAUUGCUUUAAUUGGAUCAGUUUCAGUUCCUUAGCAGGGACUAAAUGUGAUUCUGUGACUCUCACCUGGAGAAAAAGCAAGUUAAGUUCUUAGUGGUGGGCUCUCUUCAUGAUCUGAAGUCAUGGGGAGGCAGAGUCCCUCAGAGGCUGUCUUCAUCGCACUGAACUACAACAUCACUAUUGUGGGGAAGGUAUGGCUGGUCCUGACGGUCUUCUUGCGUAUACUGGUCCUCUUCUUUGCCGGCUAUCCUCUCUACCAGGAUGAGCAGGACAGAUUUGUGUGUAACACUAUCCAGCCUGGCUGUGCCAACGUGUGUUACGAUAUAUUCGCUCCGCUGUCCUUGUUCCGCUUCUGGCUGGUCCAGCUUACUUCCAUUUGCCUACCUUACAUUAUAUUCGUAGUCUAUGUGAUCCACAAAGUUCUGUCCAACCUGCCGGCUGAUCUUGAAGCUUCUGAGAGGAUGAAGCUUGGAUCUCUCUACAAGAUCUAUGAGGAACCUUUGCGUGAUACAUCCCUGUCAAAGGCCACUGUGAAGUCUGAGGUUGGGAGGCUGCGCCGUUUCACAGGGGCCUACAUAUUCCACCUUCUGCUCCGGAUUCUUUUAGAAGCUGGUUUUGGAGCUGCCCAUUACUACCUGUUCGGCUUCCACAUUCCUAAGCGCUUCAUGUGCCAGCAGUCUCCAUGCACCAUCAUGGUGGACUGUUACAUAUCCAGACCAACUGAGAAAACCAUCAUGCUGAACUAUAUGCUGGGGGUGGCUGCCCUGUCCCUUCUUCUCAACAUCUUUGAUCUGACCUGUGCCAUCAAGCGGUCGGUCAGGAAGAAGAGCAAGAAGAAGAUGCUGGUGGAGAAGAUGUAUGAGGAAGAGAGGUACUUUGUUUCUGGAAAUGGAGGCACAAACUCUGCCCCUCCUGUACCUCAGGACUUGCUGGCCAGAGGAAGCUUCCGUAAAAGAAUUAGCAAGGCCUGUGCUGAUGAUGGUGCUUCACUGCAAUUAGAAGGAGACCUUCAUCUACCUGCACCUCAUGAAGGACCUCCUCUAGGUAUCAACCUUGGCAUACCUGGCUCUAUCAAUGGUAACAAAGCUAGUGGUUAUCCGAUUCCUCAGGAUGAAGGGAUGGAGCGGGAGGGCAGUGAAGUGGCGCUUUGUCCACCUGAACCUUUGGGCACUCCCAGGUCCAUCCGGGUCAAUAAGCGUAGUCGUCUCAAGCCGCCACCUCCUCCUAGGAAGGACAGACCUGCAAGCGCAGGGGCGCUGGACAUCACGGAAGCAACAGCGGUUUGUACAAGGAGAGUAGGGCAAUACACACUGGUGGAGAUGAGCACAGGAAAUGACCUGCCGUCCAGCAGUGGAGAUGGACAGGAGAAGAAGUCUGAGUGGGUGUAACAGUCCAGAGACUUCCAUUAGAUGUCAUUAGAGGAUGAGGAAGGGUUGUCUGCACUGACCAGUCUAUGGAGCCCCCCUCCAGAGGGUGGUAGGAGAAAGAUGAUACCUAUCAUUGCUGUUGGAGCAAAACCUUGCAUCUCCAUUUUUGUUUUUUUUGGUUAUGUUUUACAUUUUUGACAAUGCCAUUUUUGCUCUUCAUAUUGUGUGAAAAGUUCCAUGAUGAAUGGAUCAAUAAGAACAGUCCAAAACGACUUACAGUUAACUCGAUUUACAUUAACUUCCUUUAAAAUUCAGAACAUUUUCCUUCACCUGUAAAGUUACCAUUUUGGUAAAAGGUUUGUUCAGACAACAGUAAUAUGUAUUGACAUGCAUUGACGUACAGGGGACUCAUAACUCGAGUUUUCCGUGGCAGAAUGCACCAUAUCAGUUUGUGCUGUGACACUUUAAUCAAGGGGGCGUUCUUAGAACUACAUGACACCUACAUAAGCCAUUUAUGACAGGUGACAUAAACCUACAUUAACAUUUUAUAAAAGGCAUUUUAACAUAAUUAAGAUUAUAUUUCCAGAGAAUCUUCGCAAUCGUGAAUCAUUGGAUUCAGGUUCUCUGGUGAAGUUAUUGAUCUGGUUGCUGGUCUACUUACUGAAAGGUGGUACAGGUAUUAUUCUGGUCAUGUGUAAAAGCAAACAGCAAAAAAAGAAAGCUGAAACGGACACUUUUAGUUUUCCCUCAAAUUUAAGGAGAGCAGGUGGGUCUAUUUCAAUUCUAUUUUAAUUCCCAGCUCCAACAUAAGCAACAAGUGAAUAACGUUUCAAGGUCCAAGAUUAACACCCACCAAGAGCCAAAUACCGGUAGAUUUUCUGGCUUACACUAAGAUAAUCUCAGAGCUAAUGUUUGAUGUACUGCAUCAGUGUCCUUGCAAGGCUCCAGAUGCCGUCCUUUUGUUGAUAUAAAAUAGUAUAAAAGAUGGCAUAAAAUCUGCUUCAGGAAAGAUUUAUACUGAAUAUAGUAGUGCUGGCUGAAUAUAAUAGUCUGGAUGAAUAUAGAAGUACUAUUCACAGCUUAGAACAGACUGUUGUUGUUGACAAUGAUUAGCCAAUAAUGGAUCAAUAAUAGUGAGAGUUUAACUGAGAGAAAACAGAACUUUUUAUUGCAGAAAUCACUGAAAUGCACUCAUUAUACUCGACAUAAAAUGUAUCACUGUAAGUGUGUGGAAUCUGUUCAUUUUGUUAGGCUUGUUUUGAGAUAUUCUUAGAACAGGACCUGGUGAAUUGUGUAAAAGACGUGCUAGAUAAGACUGGGGGGAAAGCCGUCUGAUUGCUGUGGUUAAUAAUGUAAUUGUAGUAUCAGGUCAAAGGUUGACCUACAUAAGAUACCCUGUGCUUGUAAUUAAAAGGUCCACAUUUUAGGGAAAUAGACCCACCCCUUAGGCUGACUAUGCCCCUGAUAUAGGUAAAUGUCUGUUAUUAUGAAAGGCUUAUGUAGUUUUAUGAGUUGUACUU
Molecule: messenger RNA, 2962 nt
Organism: Colossoma macropomum (tambaqui)
Lineage: Eukaryota; Metazoa; Chordata; Actinopteri; Characiformes; Serrasalmidae
Product: gap junction delta-4 protein
Exons: 2
Coding region: 198-1463 (421 amino acids)
Biological process (GO): cell communication
Cellular component (GO): connexin complex
Source: RefSeq, a predicted model, not a curated record